AUGUUAAAAAUUACCUCCACAACAGAUGAAUCCCUUAAUAAGAUGAGAAUACCGAAAAAUAUAAAUAGUAGAACAGAUGAGAAUGAAUACGAUGAGGACGAAUAUUACUUAGGUGAGGACGAGCAAAGGGACAAUACAGUUAAUGAUAUUCCAAGGACGUUACCGAUAACAAAUAUAUAUUCUGAUAGAUACAGGACGGCCCAUAAGCUAGGAGGAUCAAGUGCAGGAGUUACUGAGUCGGACGUGCAUAGUUCAAGUAACAAUGAUCCUUAUCGGAAAAGGUCUACAUCAACAUAUUCAAGAAACUCGAACAAUCCCAGUAAUGUGUACAGGAGCAUAAAACACGGAAUAUCAGGGUUUAACAAAGCACACGAGUCAUACCCAAGUCAAAAUAAUGUGAGGGAUACAAGAAGACUGGUGACUGCGCCAGCAAUAGAUUCGCAAGAAAGAUUACGUUCUCAAUUAACUAUCUUACAAGAUGUACAGAGAGUGGCAGAUCAUGAAAAUAUAUAUGACGGCUUUCCUAUUGGAUUAGAGAAUAAACUUGUCUCAUUAAGAAAUGCUCAUUCAAAACUCUUGUUAAUGUUGAGAGAGAGGACCGCCAAAAUUGAAGAACAAAAGAGACAUGAUAUUAAUGCCACCGUCCUAGCAAAUAUACCAAGCACAGUAACUAGUAAUUCGGCAAGGGAGGACACAAUCAGUAAUGUGAUAUCCACAUCGAUUAAUGGUAAAACUGCUACAGUCCAUAACAAUAUCACUGGCGCACCAUAUGUCAGAACAAAAUCCACAGCAUACACAGUUAACCCAGAGGAGAAGAAAUACAUACAGCAAUUAGUAGACAUUACCAAGGAACUGCGAUAA
Molecule: messenger RNA, 861 nt
Organism: Maudiozyma saulgeensis
Lineage: Eukaryota; Fungi; Ascomycota; Saccharomycetes; Saccharomycetales; Saccharomycetaceae
Source: the annotation of a GenBank genome assembly